UGGGAGGCCCGUAUAGGCGUGGAAAAGUUUAUGAUGGGUACGGAUAUAAUCAUUCCUGCUUUUGAUUCUGACAACAGUUUACCUUUAUUCGUGGAUUCGAGCUCAAUAACAGUGAUGAGUGCGCGCAUCACUGAUCUGUGAAAUCCAGAAGUUUCCUGUAGUUACCCGGACAGAGAGGGUAGCUGCAUUCGAUACAGGAUGACUUUCUCGGCGAAUACGAUCUCCUACAGGAACAUCUUCCUUCAAGACAAAACUAUUGAGCUGAACAAAGCCGUAAAUUCGGGCGAUCGGCAGCUCGUUCAGACCCUGCUGUCCGUCGACAAGCUCGACGUCAAUUUCACUCCAAAUGGUCGCGACACCUACCUACACACAGCCAUCGCGCGACGCGACCUGGCCAUGGUCCAGCUAUUGGUCAUGUUCAAGGCGGACUUGAAUCCACUCCUGCCAGCCCGUGACGCGAUCUCGCCACUUUGGAUGGCAAUGCUUCACUCCUACGACGAAAUAAGCGAGUUUCUGGUGCGAGCUGGAGCCGACAUCAACGAACGUUUCAGGUUACAGUUUUGCGGAAAAAAACGCAAUUACACCAUUAACGGCAUUAACGGGGGCAAGACCUCACUGCUGCACUUGGCCGUUGCUCGCAACCACGAGGCUCACGUCAAACUGUUCCUCGACUACGGGGCCGACGUCAACUACCAGGACACCUUCGGCAAUGAGAGCGCCUUGCAGUGCGCCGUUUUUCGAAAAUUCAUCUCGCUGGCGACUAUCCUCAUCUACAGGGGCGCAAACCUGGAGAGCGCCAACGUCGACGGCAUGACCAGUCUGCACACAGCGCUGAUCAUCGGAGACGUGGAUCUCAUCAAGAUGCUCAUACAGCGCGGCGCCAACGUGAAGGCCGUCGACAAGAGCGGCAAAACUGCACUCCACUUUAUCGCGGAGUCCAACGUGGAGAACAUAGAAAUCGCCGAGCAACUUUUGCAUAUGGGCUUGAGGAUCAAUCAAAAGGAGUUCAAACGCAACUUGGGACCGCUACACGUCGCACUUCUCACCGGAAAGGAUAAGCUGGUGAAACUGUUUGUGCGGCACGGAGCCGACGUGACGGCAAAAAUAUCCAACGGCGUCUCUCCACUCAGCCUCGCCAACUUAUGCUGCAGCGCUAAGACCAUGAGACUCAUGAUUGCCAGGGGAGCAAAUGUCAACGACAAAACAGACGAUGGCGGAACGACGCUUCACGUGGCUGCGCGACGCAAUUCAGCCGAGAAAGUCAGGGUUCUAUUGCGAUGCGGUGCCAACAUCAACAGCCUCGACUUGAGAGGCAGCACCCCUUUGGGCUGGCUGGAAAACUUCCACAGCGAUGUAGCGAAGGUCUUGGUUAAGCAGAUCGCCAUCAUGCACGCAAGGGGCGCGUUCAUCGAACUAAGCACGAUGGAAGUGAUUUGGGCGAUCGUGCCGCUGAUGGAGCACUUCAACCAGUGCCUCGCGGAAUUGAAAUUCAUCGAAAAGAAGCCGUUCUACCUCAGAUACACGCUGCGCACCGUGCUCGACGAGCGCCCGAUGAAAUUGGCAGCCUUGACGAGGAACAGCGACUUUGUCCUCGGUUUCCAGUCGAUCAAGCUCAAGCUUGAGGUUCCGAAUUUCGCAAGGGAGAUCUGCAUCAAGUUUAUGUGUGCCCUCUUACUGAAGUACCUACUAAGUAGCAUGGAGGAGCACCUGAACAGGGUAUUUUAUGACUCGCUGCCAGAACCCAUUAUUCAGGCUAUAGCUUAUCACAUGAAUACGCAAGAUAUUCCGUAUUUGGUCGAGCGUCUGGUGAGAGCCAUAAGACAAGUGCAGGAGAAAGCGCGACGAGCUCGUCGAGAAUUAGCGACCGAGGAAACUACUGGUCCUGCUGAAUAGGCGAGUUAAUAGAGAGCUUCGGCGCGUCUUGGUGCGCCUGUUCACUCCAACCGACGGUUGUAACAGAACGUGUAGAGUAUCGCACGUUGCUUGAGAAGUGAGACACAAAACGAACGUUACUAUAACAGUAAACUAAUGGUCUCAGAUGAAAUAUUGUUUAUUACCCAUAUGUGGUAUUAAUACACACGCUAUAUAUAUAUAUAUAUAUUAUUUGUACGCAUAAUGGUGAACAAGAGUAAUCAUGAAUAAUCGUAAUAUGCUAUUACAAACUUAACUAUUUUUACAUGUAUGACUGAUUAAUAUUUUUAUACGAUCGAUUCAUUCACCAAGCCUUGAUAAAUAAACAUGCAAUUUUUGUCACUUCAGAA
Messenger RNA from Nasonia vitripennis (jewel wasp), 2261 nucleotides. Its product is annotated as putative ankyrin repeat protein RF_0381. The transcript has 5 exons. Gene Ontology annotation, molecular function: protein binding. NCBI's taxonomy places the organism in Eukaryota, Metazoa, Arthropoda, Insecta, Hymenoptera, Pteromalidae. The coding region runs from base 199 to 1893 and encodes 564 amino acids. The record is from RefSeq and is a predicted model, not a curated record.